AUGGAUCGCCCAAGAAGACGCGAGUUGCGCUCGCUCAAUGAGCGCGCAUGGGAUGGCGACACAGGCGUCUUUCCGGUUGGAAAGUCUCUCGACUCGUCUCUCAAGAAGAAUACCGCUUUUAUCAAACGACUGCGAACUGCAAUCUCCUCAGCCACCUUGAACACAUUCCUGCAGGAGAUCAAGACUCUCAGUUUGACCAAGUACCUCUCCGAAAUUAUCUCGGCAUGCUACGAAGGACUAUGCAGGCUCAAAAGCCCAGGCGAAAUCGACGCUGGAGUAGAAAUUGUCAGCGCGUUGCACCAGCGAUUCGGCCCGGCCGACUUCACCGAGUAUCUGGGCUGGUUGCUGGGCAAGGGCAUGGCUACACCCGACAAGAGUUUGCUCAAAGCUCUGGCGCCCGAGGUUCGCGAAAAGGAAGAGAAGGAGCGCCUGGUCCGCCAACGGGCACUUUUACGUGUGGUCACCGAAUUAUGGCUCCUCGGCGUGCUCAGAACACUUGAUGAUGUCAAGCCUGAUGGAACUGCUGCCGGCAAGGAGACGGGCCUGAAAACCAAAGCGCCUGGCUCGACAAAGGUUGGUACUACGGAACCAUUCCCACUCGAGGUCCUCAAGGACUUGCUGGGCCACGAUCGAGAGCAUACGAAUCUACCUCUUCUUGUGAUCUUUGUCAAGACGUUCAGCUGGGAUAUUCUCGGUGCCAAGUCCUCAGCAGGAGAGGGACGAAAGACUGUUGAAGAAGAUGGUGUCACUCGAACCGAGGAAGCCCCCUUGGCCAUUGACGGGAGUGACGGCGCUGCCGACAGCACUGACGAUCCCCCGAUUACCUCUCCCGAGCUCCGAGAACGAUUUCGCAACAUCCUCAAGCGGUACUUUGACGAUGUCACGGCCCAUAUUCUUCGUGACCAAAAACACAUUGCUGCCCAAAAAGGCCGAAACUCCGAGGCUUAUGUCAAGUCUGGCGAGGUUUUUGAAGAUCGCCAAGCCAAUUUCGAACGCCUGCUCAAAGCCCAGGAGCGUCUUGUCAGCAACGCUCAGGUUGUCGCUGAAGCUAUCGGUGCUGAAAUGCCUGAUCUGAAGGAUGCUGGUGACGCUCUAGGUGCGUCAAAUGGCUCCAUUGGUCUGGUGAAAACUGGCGACUACCUCCGCGGACAAAGCGACGGGGCCGGCAUCUGGGAGGACGAUGAGGAACGGCGCUUCUAUGAAAACCUCGUCGAUUUAAAAGGCAAGGUACCUGGCAUUCUCCUUGAGGAUGGAAAGAAGAAAAAGUCCGAUACCGACGAGCAAGUUGGAAAGAAAGCGGAUAUGAAUGACGUUCAGGAUGCGCCCAAGCCCGCUGAAGGUGCCGAUGAUCAGUCUACAGCCAUUGCCAAUAAGACUAUUGGAGCACAAGUCGACGCUCUGCUGACACGUCUUCCCGAGCUUACCAACAAGGACGCGGUUGACGAUACUGCUAUUGACUUUUGCUUCUUGAAUUCAAAGGCAUCCCGAAACCGUUUGAUCAAGGCCUUGACCGAGGUACCCAAAGGACGAACCGAUUUGCUUCCAUUCUGGGCGCGGCUGAUAGCUACACUCGGCCGAUAUAUGCCUGAUAUACCCAAGGGCGUGGUCGAGUAUCUGGACGCGGAGUUCCGAAGUCUCCAACGGCGCAAGGAGAAAGACUUCCUUGGACAGGUCCGACUGAGCAAUAUCCGCUACCUUGCGGAAUUGACCAAGUUCGGCAUCGUUCCAGAACAUGUGGUAUUCCACUGCCUGAAAGUGAGCCUGGACGAUUUUUCCCGGAUGAAUAUCGAGAUUAUUUGCAAUUUGCUCGAAAAUUGUGGUCGCUACCUACUGCGCAGCGCUGAGACCUCUCCUCGGAUGGCGACAUUCUUGGAAACCCUCCAGCGCAAGAAGUCCGUGCAGCAUAUAGGACAGCAGGAACGCAUGCUCAUUGAGAAUGCGGUCUAUUAUGUUGACCCUCCUGAGCGGUCUGCCAUUCAGCAGAAGGAACGCACGCCUACUGAGCUGUUCAUUCGCAAGCUCGUCUAUGUAGACAUGACCAAACGAAACUAUACCAAGAUACUCAAGCAGAUCCGCAGAUUGCACUGGGAAGAGCCCGAUGUUGUUGCAAUCCUCGCCAAAGUGUUUUCGAAGCCUGGCAAGGUUAAGUACGGCAGCAUCCACAUUUUGGCGAUCCUUCUCAGCGCUGUAUAUCGCUACCAUCCGGGUUUUGUGCUCAGGGUAAUCGACAACGUCCUAGACUCAGUCAUGUUGGGUCUCGAGCACAACGAUUUCAAGUACAACCAAAAGCGGAUUGCGGAGAUCAAGUAUCUGAGUGAGCUCUACAAUUAUAGAAUGCUGGAACACCCUGUCAUCUUUGACACCUUGUACAAGAUCACGACUUUUGGUCAUGGCGGUGCACCUCUCCCUGGGCGCAUGAACCCCUUUGACUUGCCUGAUGAUUACUUUCGCAUUCGACUUGUCGCUACUGUACUAGAGACCUGCGGAAUGUACUUCAGCAAAGGACCAGCUGGCAAGAAGCUCGAUUACUUUCUUUCCUUCCUUCAGUAUUACAUCUACACCAAGGCGCCUCUCCCCAUGGAUAUUGAAUUCAUUGUGCAAGAUGUCUACUCUCUUACGCGACCCCAGUGGAAACUUGCCACAUCUCUCGAGGAAGCAUCAAAGGCUUUUCAACUGGCUAUUGCCCAGGAUCAAAAGAAUGCCGGUGUGGACGGUGCUGCCGAUCCAGAUCCUGAAGCCGAGGACGAUGCAGAGAGUGUAGCAUCUUCUGAUGAUGAGGGUGACGGAGAUGGUAUUAUGCCAGAGGCUGACGGCGAGGAAGAUGCAAACUCUGAUGAUGAUGAAGGCCACGAACUUGAUGACAAAUCUUCUGGAGACUCUGAAUCAGAAGAAGAGGAAGAAAUCGUUGUGACUAGGGAGACAGGAACGAUUGAUCCGGAAGAAGAGGCCGACUUUGAACGCGAGUAUGCGAAAAUGAUGGCUGAGAGCUUGGAAUCGCGGAAAUUUGACCGCAAGCCGCUCUUCGAUGUCCCUCUUCCCAUGCGAUCCUCCAAGACCCGGGAGGCUCCAAAGACACAAGAAGUCGAAAACCCUGCCAACAUGAUGGCCUUUUCAUUGCUUACCAAGAAGGGCAAUCGUCAGCAAACUCGAACGGUUGAACUUCCAUCGGACUCCACCUUUGCUGUUGCCAUGAAAACCCAGCAGCAAGCAGAGCGAGAGGAGCAGCAACGCAUCAAGAACCUGGUUCUUAAUUAUGAUCUUCGUGAGAGCGAAGACCCUGAUGGUGAUACUACCACGACACCCCUCAUCAAGAAUUCCAAUAUUCACAACAGAAUGAAAGCAGGCCCCGAGAAGACAACUACGUAUCACAUCAACCGCCCUGAAAAGCAGGGUAAAGAUCGAGGCGGACAAAGAGUCCGCAGGCUUGAGAUGAACGACUUGGACUGGUAUGGUAACACCCGUGAUAACAAUCAGCAGGCAGCUUCACAUGUCGAGCCUUCCACCAGAGUGGAGGCAAGUGGUGAGAUCGGCUUUCCCAGCAAGCGCAGAGAAAGGGUUCCAGGAUCUCAGGCUCGAUACCGAAAACAAGCCUAUGCCGGUCAAAGAGCCCGCGCCGCCUCAUAA
Messenger RNA from Pestalotiopsis fici W106-1, 3624 nucleotides. RefSeq lists its product as uncharacterized. The transcript is spliced from 7 exons. Gene Ontology annotation, molecular function: RNA binding; protein binding. The record is from RefSeq and is a predicted model, not a curated record. Gene Ontology annotation, biological process: nuclear-transcribed mRNA catabolic process, nonsense-mediated decay. Lineage: Eukaryota; Fungi; Ascomycota; Sordariomycetes; Amphisphaeriales; Sporocadaceae. The coding region runs from base 1 to 3624 and encodes 1207 amino acids. Gene Ontology annotation, cellular component: exon-exon junction complex; cytoplasm.